GGACGGCGCCGUGCUGGAGCUCGUCGGUGGCGGUGUCGCGCUGGACGCGGCUGUGUUCGGUGGCGACGUUGCGUUGUACGCGAGUGCGCGCGUGGUAGCGUCGGGGGGCGCUGUGCUGCGCGUGUCGGGGAGCCAGGUGUACGCCGCGCAUGGGUUUGUGUUUGACAGCGGGGUGGAGGCCAACGCGUCCGCCGUCGUAGUGAACGACAACGCCGGUGCGCUGACCGAUGGCGCGCUGCUGGAGCUGCGGGGGUCGGCGUCGUUUGCGUCCGGGUCGUGGCUGUCGGUGCGCGGCAACAGCAUCAGCGGCAGGCUUCUGUCGGUGCCGUCGUACCCGCGCAGUGCGGACCUUGCGCAGAGCACGCUGACGCUUCACGGGAACGUCGGCAGCGGGUCUGUCGUGAUGGACGGCACCGUUGCGCUCGGGGGCGCCGGCCGAAGGUUCGUCGUGGGGUGCCUGACGCUCAACGGGCAGGCGCUGCAGCCGAUGGACUACAGGUCCGCCGGCAUCAUCGGGGAAUUUCGCCCCGUGGCGUGUGGCGUGUGCGACGCCGACGUGAGCUGCUUUGCUGCUGCGACGAGGGCGAUGUCGGGGUCGUGCCGCUGCCGCUGUGCUGAGGGCGGGUACGGGCGUGACUGCCUGCCGGUGUACCUGCCGCGCGUGGACGGGUGCAACCGCACGUCUGGCAUGCCUCUGCUGAGCCACACGGCGACGCUGACGGAGACGCGCAGUCUGACAACAACGUGGACGGCGACGCCGAGACCAACACCGAGCCUGAGCACGGCGCACUACAGUCCGACGCAGUACGGGCCGACGGAGACCCUGCAGAUGACGGAGACGGUGGCGCUGUCGCCCACGCGGACCCCGACAGCGUCGGUGAGCAGCACGCUGUGGUGGAGCGAAGUGGCGUGCCCGACGCUUGCCGUGACGACGACGGCGGCUGGUGGGAGCCUGACGCAGAACGACAUCCGCGGCGGCGGGAGCACCGUCCCGACGCUGCUGAUGGUGUCGCUGCCGCCGCCGUUUCGUUGGGCACGCGAUCCGCAGCUCGGCACGCACCUGAGCUUCGUGCCGGUGUCGACGGCGCAGCCGAGCGGGUUUGGCGGUCCGUGGGGAGCGAUGCUGAGCAACGCGACGUGGGUGCGCAACGCGACGAAUCCGUCCACCGUCCUGGAGCUGGCUGUGCCAGUGCACCGCGGUUACUUCACUGCUGCCGACGAGACGAUAGUCAUUCGCUGCGACGCUGCGGCGGUGUUCGGGGGCUGCAAGGUUGUGCUGCUUGGGUCCUUCACGAUCAGGUCCAACACGCUGCCCGCCGCUGCCAGCGCCCUCUCGGCGAUCACCGGUGUCGUUGCGGGUGCGGCGGCUGUUGCCGUGGUGGUGACCGGCGGGCUGGGCUCCAUCCUGGAGAUGCAGGCACUCGGCGUGUUUGCGAGGAUUUCAUGCGCCUCGGCGCAGGAGCGUGCGAGCACCGUUGCGCUGCCGUACUUCCUGUCGGUGUUCGCUGCCCUUGACCCGCUGUGGAUGGUGGUGGGCAACGCGCUGCUCGCCGCUGUGUUUGGGUGCGUGCACUGCGGUGUGACGGCGGCCUUCCAGCGGUGGCGCGGCGUGGACGCGGCGAGUGCGUGGGCGGCAAUGCGCUUCCCGAGCCUGACGUACGUUGUGGCGCACGCGAUGCACCUCGGCAUCUUCUUUGGCUCUGUGUUUGCACUGACAAUGCCCGGCGCCCGCGUGCAGCACCACGUGGUUGGUGUCGUUGGCGUGCUGUACGGUGUGGCGUUCCCUGCUGGCGUGUGCUACUUCAUUGCCCGCCACGUGGGCGCGAGCUUCGAGAGGUACUGGCAGUUUUCGAGGAAGCCGCUGCACGAGCGCCUGCUGUACCCCGUCGGGUAUUGGCACCCCGCGGCGCAGCAGCGGAUGUACGGCGGCAUGCUGACGAACAUGAGGGGCAGCCACGUGUACUGGUGCGUGUUCCAGCUGUCGGCGCUGUGCGUGGUGUGCCUGAUUGCGGCUGUGCACCCGCCCGUGGGAGGCUGCCACGUCCAGUACUUCUGCAUGGCGGCUGUGCUGAUUGCGGGUGCGGGCGUGGUUGCCUUCACGAACAUGAUGCGCUCGGCCUUCCUGACGGUGAUGCACGCGGCGAGCUUUGUGCUCCUUGCGGUGCUUUGUCUGGUCAGCGCGGCGAACCACCUUGCGCCGAGCGACGGCGGUGCGAGGGCGUACGUGGCAACCGUGCUGCUGCUGACCGCGGUGCUGCUUGCGAUCGCUGUGUACAGCAUGGUUGUGUGGUACGCGGAGGACCGCCACUGGCAGGAGCUGCGCGAGCCGCGGCGUGGCGGACUGGAGGCGCUGCUGCGCGAUGACGAUGGGAGCGACGAAGAGGCGCGGAAGCCCCACGAAAUGACGUCAUCGUCGUACGCCUCAGGCACCACCGGCGCGUCGUCGUACCGACCACCCGCACCGCCGUAG
This is a messenger RNA of Trypanosoma cruzi, 2470 nucleotides long. Its product is annotated as dispersed gene family protein 1 (DGF-1), putative. The transcript has a single exon. The record is from RefSeq and is a predicted model, not a curated record. The annotation marks the transcript as partial. NCBI's taxonomy places the organism in Eukaryota, Euglenozoa, Kinetoplastea, Trypanosomatida, Trypanosomatidae.